AUGGCAGAAAGUCACCGGCACAGACGCUGGCACGGACGAGCAGAGGUGCAAUGCUCGCUGACUGGUGAUUGCUUCGCCUCAGUCGUGUCGACUAGCUUCCUGCCGACACCUGGCACCCAGCGUGUGUCAUUGGACUGGAUCGGGACAAGAGUCGCUGUUGCCCCUAUUCUCUGGCUGCUGACGCUCAAUCAGCUCUCGGCCGGUGGUCGCGAGGUUGGCAUCGAGAAUAGAAGCUAUACGGAGAGGAGGCGCGCAACAGCGUGGCAUGGCAUCAGCGGCGGCGCGAUGCAGUGA
Molecule: messenger RNA, 294 nt
Organism: Colletotrichum spaethianum
Lineage: Eukaryota; Fungi; Ascomycota; Sordariomycetes; Glomerellales; Glomerellaceae
Exons: 1
Coding region: 1-294 (97 amino acids)
Source: RefSeq, a predicted model, not a curated record